CGAACUCGCUAUAGGAUAAGCUAGAAGCGGUCACCUAGCAAUGCGGUCUUUAUACAACAGCUGCCUUCUCCUUGUCUUGUCCAUUUGCGGCGUUAAUGGCUUUCAGGUACUGGGUAAAUUGACCCGAAAGCCUCCGCGCAGAUUUCCUCUGUGCUGUUUAAAACCGCCAUUUAAUGCUGCCUGCCAACCAAUAACGUCUACAUGGUACUUUGACCAGAAGGCCAGAGUCUGCCGGCAGAUAAGUCCCGGAAUGUGCAACCGAGGCAGCAACAGCUUUGCAUCGCACGUAAAGUGUAUGGAGGCAUGCAAGCCACCUACAAAGGUGAUGCUGGGCCAAUGUCUGAAACCAGCGGUUCUCGUUCCCUGCAGUGCGGUACGCCACGCUUGGUACUAUGAAUUUUCAUCGAGGUCGUGUAAAAUGUUCAGCUACUUGAACUGCGGCGCUACUUGCAACGUCUUUCUGACCGAACUCAAGUGUCAGUGGACCUGUAAUCCGAGAAUGAAGCCCAAACCUCUCUGUAGCGCGGAUCCGGAACCUGACCAGUGUAUGCUCAAAAGAAGAUACGUGUUCUUCGACUUUAGGCGUGAUGUCUGUCUGGAGUUCCCGAAAAAGCGUUGUGGAAAAGGCCACAACAGCUUCGCCUCGUUUCAGCAGUGCUUUAAUACAUGCAGCUAUAACCUAUCUACGAUGCCCUGCCCAACUUGCGAGCAAAAACAGCAACAUGUACAGCCACCAAAUGGAAAACCUGGACCUCCAAGACUUCCUGCGCCAUUAGUUUCACACUCACCACCAGGCUAAGAUUCUUAAACUAGACCAAUCAUCAAAAAUCGUGUAAUAAAAAUUUGAAA
Messenger RNA from Rhipicephalus sanguineus (brown dog tick), 849 nucleotides. RefSeq names its product kunitz-type serine protease inhibitor A. Bases 41 to 799 code for a protein of 252 amino acids. The transcript is spliced from 5 exons. Lineage: Eukaryota; Metazoa; Arthropoda; Arachnida; Ixodida; Ixodidae. Gene Ontology annotation, molecular function: serine-type endopeptidase inhibitor activity. The record is from RefSeq and is a predicted model, not a curated record.